Messenger RNA from Penicillium cataractarum, 1791 nucleotides. RefSeq lists its product as uncharacterized. Lineage: Eukaryota; Fungi; Ascomycota; Eurotiomycetes; Eurotiales; Aspergillaceae. The coding region runs from base 1 to 1791 and encodes 596 amino acids. The record is from RefSeq and is a predicted model, not a curated record. The transcript has 3 exons.
AUGGCCUCCCGAAAGAAACAAAACAAUACAACCCGCAAACGAGACGGGAUCCACUUUGUCAAUGCCAGACCGGCAUCCGAGACGGAACGACUCAAGGCCCAGAAACUAGUCCGCGCUCACGUUGGACGAUGGAUUUCCGAUCAGACCAAAGACCGUUCCGCGGCUAGUGAACAGUCUUCCAUUUCCGCAUCUCGUUCCUCUCGAACUUCCAUCGGCGCCGAACAUGCUGGAUCCUCGUCUUUUGCUCUCGUGUCGUGUCCUCCUCCUCUCAAUGCGCAGCGGACGCUGGCCGUCGUCGGUCUGGGUACUUCGCCCCCGCAGCAGUCGCCACAGCGUGACUGGUCACGAGCUUCUUUUGCGUCCCAGAAGAGUGAUAGUAACGAUAGUACUAAUACCGAUGGUACGAACGAGGUGACCAACUUUGCGGAUCCGGUGACGAUCGUACCGUGGAACGAGGUGACUCGCAUUGAGCCGCAAAUCUCGGGAUUCCUGGAUCCGUUUUUACAGUCUCCAUCCAAUUUUCCGCCGGAGGUAGUGAAUCUUUGCGAAUCAUAUUGUAUAACGGUGUUAUGGCCGGGCCUUACUCCCAAAUCAACAAGCAAUGAGAAAAAGGCCAGCGAGUUAUGGUUCCCGCUUGCCCUAUCGGACCCGGCUCUCUUCACGGCAUUCAUGUUUGGAUCAUUGUGCCAUCAGCGAGUUCAAUGGUUAAAGGGCUGGGUCCCCGAUUCGAACUUUGGCCCCAAACAACAGCGCAUUUUGCAACUGUGCGAGAUGGAAUCGAUCAAGUUGAUCAGUCAGGCUGUGCAGGAUCCUACCCGUGCUGUCAGUGACGCCGUUCUGCUCAGUGUCAUUUGCAUGGCCCAUCAUCAAGCCCUCGAGGAGAGCCCCGAUCAACAUCGGACGACACCGUUUACUCCGCCGUUCCAACGGUUGCAAUGGCUCGACGUGUAUGGUCAUUUACCUCCCAAUAUGAUCCACAUCCAUGGGUUAGUUGAGCUUUUGAAGAUGCGUGGUGGCCUCAAGAAUAUUAAGCUCCACGGCUUGCGUCCGACGAUUUGCUUCUCGGAUAUUAUGACCGCAAGUUGUUUCGCCAUCGCCCCGGGCAUGGAAUUCUGCGCCAUCGUCGAUAGUCGCAGUGAUCUAUCCGUGCAAGAGCUCCUCGGCUUCGGAACUUAUCAUAUCGACCACAGUUUCCGUUGGCUAGAACAACUCGGUCUCACCUACCAAAUAAUCGAAGCCAUGACCGCCGCCGCUACAUACGUCGAAAUCAUGAAAACCUGCAUGAAAGGCAGCCACGACGUCUCAUUACUCUCGGACCAACGCAACCUAACACAGUACACCCUCCUCUCUGUGCCACCCGCGGCAGAAAUCCAAACCCCCUUCUCCCAACCUAUCGACGAAGCCGCCUACGAAUCCUGUCGUCUAGCAAUGCUCAUCUUCGCCGUCGGCGUCGUCUUCCCCAUCCCUGUAAAUAAUACCCCCUUGCCCAAUCUGGCCAAACAACUCCAGGCUGUUCUGCGUCGCCCGGGUGCUGCAGACAUCUACACGUCUACGAAAUAUUGUAUUCUGCUUAUCUGGGUCUUGACGUUGGGCGGUAUUGCAGCCUUUGAUAGUCCUGCUGAACGGGCGUUCUUCGGGUCUGCGCUGAUUGAAGUUACGCGUCGUACUGGGCUCACUUCCUGGACGGAUGUGAAACGUGCCAUGAAUGUGAUGCUUUGGUAUGAUAUUGCCUGUGAUGAGGCGGGUGAAACGUUCUUUGCGGAAGCUCAGAGCUUGCAUGUCAUUGAGUGA